Staurois parvus is the source of this 837-nucleotide messenger RNA. The record is from the annotation of a GenBank genome assembly. NCBI's taxonomy places the organism in Eukaryota, Metazoa, Chordata, Amphibia, Anura, Ranidae.
UAUGGAACAUAUGGACUGGUGGUGGUGGAGUGGUUUGCCAAUGGCAGUAUAGCUGAUAUUUUUCCUACAUCAGGAAUGGUCACAUUUUCAGAGGGCCAGACACUCACUACAAUCACUGUCACAGUUCUAGCAGACAGCGUUGCUGAGAUGGCAGAGACAGUCAUGGUUAUCCUGACAAAAGCGACUACCAUGAAUAUCAAGGAUCCAAAUAAAGGAGCAAUACUGGACCCAAGCAGGUCAAAGGCUUUGCUGACCAUCCUUCCCAAUGACUCACCACAUGGAAUAAUUGGGUGGAAUGUCAAUUCAUCAUCAGUUAAAGUGACUGAACCAGAAGGAAAUUCUACCAUCAUCACUUUGCAAGUGACUAGAGAACAAGGAUUGGUGGGUGAUAUUGCUGUUUACUUGCAACCUCUACAAAACAUCUCCCUGCCACCUGUUAACAGAGCCACAGAAAAUGAAGAUUAUGCAAUUAAAGAUAGGAUCAUUAUUAUCAGGGAGAACAGCAUGUUUGCUCAAGUAAAACUCAUCAUCUUACCUGAUAACAUCCCUGAGUUAAAUGAAGGUUUUCUCUUGAACAUUACUGAUGUCCAGUUUGUGAAUACUUCUGUAUCAAGUGGAUCACCAAUGCUUAAAAGGCCUGGGGAGGAAAUCUGUGAAAUAACAAUCCUGGAGAAUGAUGAUCCCAGAGGAGUAUUCCAGUUUAACGUUACCAAGACUGUAAAUGGAGCUGUGCUGGCUUACGAAGUUCCACCUCCACAGAAUGUACUCAGGCUUCCUGUUGUCAGACAAGCUGGAAACUUUGGCAUUAUCACUGUUUACUGGGAAGCUCUGCCAAUC